Lepus europaeus (European hare) is the source of this 10527-nucleotide messenger RNA. RefSeq names its product tetratricopeptide repeat domain 28 (gene TTC28). The transcript is spliced from 22 exons. The coding region runs from base 721 to 7740 and encodes 2339 amino acids. Lineage: Eukaryota; Metazoa; Chordata; Mammalia; Lagomorpha; Leporidae. The record is from RefSeq and is a predicted model, not a curated record. Gene Ontology annotation, molecular function: protein binding.
AGUUGGGUUCUUGCAGGAUUUCCUUCCAGCCUUUCCCCACUAAGGUUCUUGGGAAUUAAAAAAAAAAUCUAAACACACAAACCAAGUUUUCCUAUUUACAGUGUUCAGGGAAGGUGGGCAUUUCGGGAAGGGCAGAACCUUUCCCCAAGUUACCCAAGAAGGAAGAGAAAACAGCGUAAAGAAGCUCUGAUGACAGAUCUUUGGAAUUUUCUUUGCUAAAUUUUACAAACGAGAAGUACACCCAGAAUUUUGGGAAUUGCUCCAGGCUGCGCGUGAGGGUUUGAUUGCUUGUCUAAUCUUUUUUUGAGAAGAGGAGAAUUCGCCAAAAGGGGUUUGGAUGGCAGGAGCCCGACUGGGUGUCUGCAGCAGCUCUCGUUCUCAGUCUCUUCCGUGAGGGAGGGUCUCUGCAGCCGGCCCGAGACCCCCGCCGCAGGCUCCUUUUGCAGGCGCCGGUCGGGAAAAUGCCCCGCUCGGGCAGGAGUGCGCCGGUGGCUGCUGGGACUUCCUAGCCCGGUGGGAAGUGUGUUCGUUGUUUGGGAUACUUUUCAUUGAACUGAAGGCGAAAAGACUGGACUCUCCUGGGCUUUUUCCCUUCGCAGUGAAUAUGGGAAAGAAUUAGGGGGUGGGAGGGAGGCAGCAUGACUUGCAGUCGCCGCUGCCCUGCAUCUGCCCCCAGCCCCCAGCCAACAUCUUGAUGUUCCACGUAUCGGCUGUACAAAUAUGAUGAAAUGGCAGCCCCGGAAGAAGGCAUACUUCCGACAGGGCGUUGCCCUCCAGUACCUUGGACGUCAUGCGGAUGCCCUGGCAGCCUUUGCCUCCGGGCUAGCUCAGGAUCCCAAGAGCCUCCAGCUUCUGGUGGGGAUGGUAGAAGCUGCCAUGAAAUCUCCCAUGAGAGACUCCCUCGAGCCCACGUAUCAGCAGCUUCAGAAAAUGAAACUGGACAAGAGUCCCUUUGUGGUCGUGUCUGUGGUUGGGCAGGAGCUCCUGACAGCUGGCCAUCACGGGGCUUCUGUGGUUGUCUUAGAAGCCGCGCUGAAGAUUGGCACCUGCAGCCUCAAACUGAGAGGUUCUGUUUUCUCUGCCCUGAGCAGUGCGUACUGGUCUCUUGGAAACACAGAGAAGAGCACUGGAUAUAUGCAGCAGGACUUGGAUGUAGCCAAGACCUUAGGUGACCAGACUGGAGAAUGCCGAGCUCAUGGGAAUCUGGGCUCUGCAUUCUUCUCCAAAGGAAAUUACCGCGAGGCUCUCACUAGCCACAGGCAUCAGCUGGUGCUCGCCAUGAAACUCAAGGACCGAGAGGCAGCUUCAUCAGCCCUGAGCAGUCUGGGCCACGUGUACACAGCCAUCGGAGACUACCCCAAUGCUCUGGCCAGUCACAAACAGUGUGUUCUUCUCGCCAAGCAAUCCAAAGACGAACUUUCUGAAGCCCGAGAGCUUGGCAACAUGGGAGCUGUGUAUAUUGCCAUGGGUGACUUUGAGAAUGCUGUACAGUGCCACGAGCAACAUCUGAAGAUAGCCAAGGACCUGGGGAACAAGCGAGAGGAGGCCCGGGCCUACAGCAACCUGGGCAGUGCCUAUCACUACAGGAGGAACUUUGACAAGGCCAUGUCCUACCACAACUACGUGCUGGAGCUGGCACAGGAGCUGGUGGAGAAGGCCAUCGAGAUGCGGGCCUAUGCUGGCCUGGGCCAUGCUGCCAGGUGCAUGCAGGAUUUGGAAAGAGCCAAGCAGUACCACGAGCAGCAGCUGAGCAUUGCUGAGGAUCUCAAAGACCGGGCUGCCGAAGGGAGAGCGUCAUCCAAUCUGGGAAUCAUACACCAGAUGAAGGGCGACUAUGACACCGCGCUGAAACUCCACAAGACCCACCUGUGCAUCGCCCAGGAGCUGAGCGACUAUGCCGCCCAGGGCCGUGCCUAUGGGAACAUGGGCAAUGCCUACAACGCGCUGGGCAUGUAUGACCAGGCGGUCAAAUACCACCGGCAGGAGCUGCAGAUCUCCAUGGAGGUGAACGACCGUGCCUCGCAGGCCUCCACGCACGGGAACCUGGCUGUGGCCUACCAGGCCCUAGGUGCCCACGACCGGGCCCUGCAGCACUAUCAGAACCACCUGAACAUCGCCCGGGAGCUGCGAGACAUCCAGAGCGAGGCCCGGGCCCUCAGCAACCUGGGCAACUUCCACUGCUCACGGGGGGAGUACGGCCAGGCCGCCCCCUACUACGAGCAGUAUCUGCGGCUCGCUCCCGACCUUCAAGACAUGGAAGGAGAAGGGAAGGUCUGCCACAACCUUGGCUAUGCCCAUUACUGCCUUGGAAACUACCAGGAGGCCGUGAAAUACUACGAGCAGGAUCUGGCGCUGGCCAAGGACCUGCACGACAAAUUGAGCCAAGCGAAAGCCUAUUGCAACUUGGGCCUGGCAUUUAAGGCUCUGCUGAAUUUCAGCAAAGCCGAAGAGUGUCAAAAGUACCUACUGUCUCUAGCCCAGUCCCUGAAUAACUCCCAGGCUAAAUUUCGAGCCCUGGGGAACCUGGGCGAUAUAUUUAUCUGUAAAAAAGAUAUAAAUGGUGCAAUAAAGUUCUACGAGCAGCAGCUGGGCUUAGCUCACCACGUAAAGGACAGGAGACUGGAGGCCAGUGCGUACGCAGCCCUGGGCACUGCUUACCGGAUGAUCCAGAAGCACGACAAGGCCCUGGGUUACCACACCCAGGAACUGGAGGUGUACCAGGAGCUGAGUGACUUGCCGGGGGAGUGCAGAGCUCACGGGCACCUGGCUGCUGUCUACAUGGCCCUCGGGAAGUACACCAUGGCAUUCAAGUGUUACGAGGAGCAGCUGGAGCUAGGGCAGAAGCUGAAAGAUCCGAGUUUAGAAGCCCAGGUCUAUGGGAACAUGGGCAUCACAAAGAUGAACAUGAACGUGAUGGAAGAAGCCAUCGGCUACUUCGAGCAGCAGCUGGCCAUGCUGCAGCAGCUGAGUGGAAAUGACUCUGUGCUCGACAGGGGCCGGGCCUACGGCAACCUGGGGGAUUGCUACGAGGCCCUGGGUGACUAUGAGGAAGCCAUCAAGUACUAUGAGCAGUAUCUGUCUGUGGCCCAGAGUCUCAACCGGAUGCAGGACCAAGCCAAGGCCUACCGGGGCCUAGGAAACGGACACAGGGCGAUGGGGAGCUUGCAGCAAGCUCUUGUGUGCUUUGAAAAGAGGCUCGUGGUUGCCCAUGAGCUUGGGGAGGCCUUCAAUAAAGCGCAGGCCUACGGAGAGCUGGGGAGUCUGCACAGCCAAUUAGGGAAUUACGAACAAGCCAUUUCCUGCCUGGAACGCCAGCUGAACAUUGCUAGAGAGAUGAAAGACCGAGCCCUCGAGAGCGAUGCGGCCUGUGGCCUGGGCGGUGUUUACCAGCAGAUGGGCGAGUAUGACACAGCCCUGCAGUACCACCAGCUCGACUUGCAGAUAGCGGAAGAGACCAACAACCCCACGUGCCAGGGCCGAGCCUACGGGAACUUGGGCCUGACGUACGAGUCCCUGGGCACCUUCGAGAGGGCCGUGGUGUACCAAGAACAGCACUUGAGCAUCGCUGCCCAGAUGAAUGACCUGGUGGCCAAGACAGUGUCGUACAGUAGCCUGGGAAGGACCCACCACGCCUUGCAGAACUACUCCCAGGCCGUCAUGUACUUACAGGAAGGUUUGAGAUUAGCUGAGCAACUGGGCCGGAGAGAAGAUGAGGCUAAAAUUCGCCAUGGGCUUGGCCUCUCCCUUUGGGCUAGCGGAAACCUGGAGGAGGCCCAACACCAGCUUUACAGGGCAUCGGCCCUGUUUGAAACCAUCCGGCACGAGGCCCAGCUGAGCACCGACUACAAACUCUCCCUGUUUGACCUGCAGACAUCAUCGUAUCAGGCCUUGCAGCGGGUGCUCGUCAGUCUAGGCCACCACGACGAAGCGCUGGCUGUGGCAGAAAGGGGGCGGACAAGGGCAUUUGCCGAUCUUCUGGUGGAGCGACAGACGGGACAGCAGGACUCCGACCCCUACUCCCCGGUCACUAUCGAUCAGAUCUUGGAGCUGGUCAACAGCCAGAGGGGCCUCGUGCUCUACUACUCGCUGGCCGCAGGCUACCUGUACAGCUGGCUGCUUGCUCCUGGGGCAGGAAUUCUGAAGUUUCACGAGCACUACCUGGGUGACGGCACAGUGGAGAGCUCCGGCGACUUCCAGGCUGGCAGCAGCGCAGCCCUCCCGUCGGUGACCAGCUCGGCCCUGGAGCACCACAUCGCCAGCGUCCGGGAGGCCCUGGGAGUGGAGUCCUACUACUCCAGAGCCUGUGCCAGCAGCGAAACGGAGAGCGAAGCCGGGGACAUCAUGGACCAGCAGUUGGAAGAGAUGAACAGCAAACUCAACUCAGUCACUGACCCCACGGGCUUCCUGCGCAUGGUUCGCCGCAACAACCUCUUCAACAGGAGCUGCCAGAGCGUCACCAGCCUGUUCAGCACCGCGUCGCCCACCAAGGACGGGACCUCGUCUCUCCCCAGGAGGCAGAGUGCGCUGGCCAAGCCCCCGCUCCGGGCCCUGUACGACCUGCUCAUAGCACCCAUGGAAGGGGGCCUGAUGCACUCCAGUGGCCCGGUGGGCCGGCACCGGCAGCUGGUCCUGGUCCUGGAGGGGGAGCUCUACCUCAUCCCCUUCGCCCUGCUGAAGGGAAGCUCCUCCAACGAGUACCUGUACGAGCGCUUCGCCCUCAUCGCCGUGCCCGCCAUCCGCUCGCUCAGCCCGCACUCCAAGACUCAGCUGAGGAAGAGCCCGCCCACCUACUCCAGUUCCACGUCCAUGGCGGCUGUCAUCGGCAACCCCAAGCUGCCGUCGGCCGUGAUGGACAGGUGGCUGUGGGGGCCCAUGCCGGCGGCCGAGGAGGAAGCCUACAUGGUGUCGGAGCUGCUGGGCUGCCAGCCCCUGGUGGGCAGCGUGGCCACCAAAGAGAGGGUCAUGAGCGCCCUGACCCAGGCCGAGUGCGUGCACUUCGCCACCCACAUCUCCUGGAAGCUGUCGGCCCUGGUCCUCACGCCCAGCGCGGACGGCAACCCGGGCAGCAGCAAGAGCUCCUUCGGCCACCCCUACACCAUCCCCGAGUCCCUGCGGGUCCAGGACGACGCCAGCGACGCCGAGAGCAUCUCGGACUGCCCGCCCCUGCAGGAGCUGCUGCUCACGGCCGCCGACGUCCUGGACCUGCGGCUGCCCGUGAAGCUGGUGGUGCUCGGCUCCUCCCAGGAGUCCAACGGCAGAGUCACGGCCGACGGGGUCAUCGCGCUCACGCGCGCCUUCCUGGCCGCCGGCGCACAGUGCGUGCUCGUGUCUCUGUGGCCGGUGCCCGUGGCCGCUUCCAAGAUGUUCAUCCACGCCUUCUACUCGUCGCUGCUGAACGGCCUCAAGGCCAGCGCGGCGCUGGGGGAGGCCAUGAAGGCGGUGCAGAGCAGCAAGGCCUUCGCGCACCCGUCCCACUGGGCAGGGUUUCUGCUCAUCGGGAGCGAUGUCAAGCUGAACAGUCCCUCGUCCAUCAUCGGCCAGGCCCUCACGGAGAUCCUGCAGCAUCCGGAGCGCGCCCGCGAUGCCCUGCGAGUGCUGCUGCACCUGGUGGAGAAGUCCCUGCAGCGCAUCCAGAACGGGCAGCGCAACGCCAUGUACACGUCCCAGCAGAGCGUGGAGAACAAAGUGGGCGGCAUCCCUGGCUGGCAGGCGCUCCUCACCGCCGUGGGCUUCCGGCUGGACCCCCCAGCCAGCGGGCUGCCGGCGGCCGUCUUCUUCCCCACCUCCGACCCGGGCGACCGGCUCCAGCAGUGCAGCAGCACCCUCCAGUCCCUGCUGGGUCUGCCCAACCCUGCCCUCCAAGCCCUCUGCAAACUCAUCACGGCCUCGGAGACAGGGGAGCAGCUCAUCAGCCGGGCUGUUAAAAAUAUGGUGGGAAUGCUCCACCAGGUGCUCGUGCAGCUCCAGGCCGGCGAGAAGGAGCAGGACUUCGCCUCGGCCCCCAUCCAGGUCUCCAUCAGCGUGCAGCUGUGGCGGCUCCCGGGCUGUCACGAGUUCCUGGCAGCUCUAGGUUUUGACCUCUGUGAAGUGGGCCAGGAGGAAGUCACCCUGAAGACCGGGAAGCAGGCCAGCCGGCGAGCUGUGCACUUCGCGCUCCAGGCCCUGCUCGCUCUCUUCGAUUCCACGGAGCUGCCCAAACGCCUCAGCCUCGACAGCUCCUCCUCGCUGGAGUCCCUGGCCUCCGCGCAGUCGGUUUCCAACGCCCUGCCCCUGGGCUACCAGCAGCCCCCCUUCUCCCCCACCGGCGUGGACAGCAUGGCCUCGGAUGCCAUCUCUGUGUACAGCCUGAGCUCCAUCGCCUCCUCCAUGAGCUUUGUCUCCAAACCCGAGGCGGGGUCAGAAGGCGGAGGCCCCAGGCCCAAGAAUGCCCACCCGCAGAGAUCCACCCUGCCUCGCGGCCAACUGUCACCACAGAGCCGCCCCACAGGCCACAGGGACGAAGAAGAAUACGAAGGGUUCUCCAUCAUCAGCACGGAGCCCCUGGCCUACCAAGAAAACAGGAAGGGCCAGGGCCGCUUCUCCCCAGACCACAGGGCGCCCCGAGGCGGGCCGGCGGGCGGGGCCAAAGUGUCCCUGAGCUCCAAGGGCAGCGUCAGCACGCCCAGCUCUCCGGUCAAAAUGACUCUCAUCCCCAGCCCCAACUCGCCCUUCCAGAAGGUAGGAAAACUGGCCAGUUCGGACACAGGAGAAUCGGACCAGUCUAGCACAGAGACAGACAGCACCGUCAAGUCCCAAGAAGAGAGCAACCCAAAGCUCGAGCCGCAGGAGCUGGCCCAGAAGGUCCUGGAGGAGACGCACAGCCACCUCAUGGCCGUGGAGCGGCUCCAGAGGGGCGGCCAGGCCGGCAAGGGCCACGGGGCCGAGGACGCGCGCCCGGCGCCCGGGGGUGCGGCCGUCUUCAGGGCGUCAGAGACGAGCGCGUUCAGCAGGCCCGUCCUCUCCCACCAGAAGAACCAGGCCUCCCCGGUCACUGGCAGACCCAAGCCCCCCGCCAGGAGCUCGUCCCUCCCCAAGGUGAGCUCAGGCUACAGCAGCCCAGCUGCCUCGGAGGCGUCCAUCAAAGACAGCCCGAGCCAGCACAGCGGCCGCCCGUCGCCCGGCUCCGACUCCCAGGCUUCCCUGAGCGAGCAGCCGCUCUUUAAGCUCAAGUACCCCAGCUCGCCUUACAGCGCGCACAUCUCCAAGUCCCCGAGCUCAGGCCACCAGUCGCCUGCGGGCAGCGCCCCGUCCCCCGCGCUCUCCUACUCCUCGGCCGGCUCUGCGCGCUCCAGCCCGGCCGAUGCCCCCGACAUAGACAAACUGAAGAUGGCCGCCAUCGACGAGAAGGUGCAGGCCGUCCACAACCUCAAGAUGUUCUGGCAGAGCGCCCCCCAACACUCGCCGGGCCCCAUGAAGCUGUUCCGGGGCGCCCCUGGCACCAUGACUUCCAAAAGGGACGUCCUCAGCCUGCUGAACCUGUCCCCUCGGCACAGCAAGAAGGAGGAGGGCGCGGACAAGCUGGAGCUGCAGGAGCUGUCCGCGCCGCAGCGCGCCGGGGUGCCGCAGCAGGCCCCCCCCAACGGACACUGGCGCCCCGAGCCCGCCGGCCCCGCCAGCGCCGCGCGCCCCCUCAGACUCCCCUCGGGAAACGGCUACAAGUUCCUGUCCCCAGGGCGGUUCUUCCCUUCUUCCAAAUGCUGAAGCGUCUUCCCGAGCCUGGGUGCGGCCCCCACACAGCCGCCAGCACCACCUCACGCCGGCGCACUCUGGCCCAGGGCCACUGCCGCCCCAUGCCCGGGCGGCCCCUGGGCCAGGUCCGCCGAACGCCAGGACUGCCGUGGGCCAGGACAGGAGGCUCCCGAUGCGGUCUACACUCGCCAAAUGUUUACCCUCCACUCCCCGCUUCUCCUCUCGGGUGCACUCAACGGGCUCUAGUACAACAGCGGUCACGGGUCUCGGGUGUGGGCAGGCAAGGGCGCAGCCCCUGACACGCGGCUUUGGGUGCUGGCCGGCCGGGGAGGGCAGCACAGAGCCCCUACACGGAGCGCCGCACAAGUGCCGCGCUGGCGAGACCCGCAGGGGCGGCUCCGCGCCACGGGCUCGCCAGCGUCCUCUGGGCCCCUCUGUCAACCAAACUUGAAUUUUCUUAAGAAAUUUAUGUAACUGUUAUCCAGGCAUUUUAGAACUAUGCAAUUGUGAUUUAAAAUGCAACGUUGUGCUUUUAAAACGUUACUGACCUUUUUUGUACAUGGACGAACAACUUGGUUUUGUUAUCAAUAAUACUUUGCAUUUAUAGCUGUUAUUUUUAAAAACUCAAAGUUUUGUAAAAUGUCAAAUUUUGAGGAAUCAUCAAUAAGUAAUUAUCAAGUUCAGGGGGAAAGGUUGGGAAUGACUCAGUUUCUUUACAAGAAGACAAACCUCCAGUGGCUGACAAGGUUAAUGAGAAGUUCGCCUUCCGGCUCCUGCUCCCUUUCAGUAGCUGUAUGAUUUCAUUCCUGCCCAGGCCCCCCAACCCCCUCCACCCAAACCCGGUGCCAGCUCCUGCGACCGCAGCGCCCCGCCUACAUCGGGAGACUCGGUCCCCACUGCCCGCUCCACGGGGAAGGGAGGCGAGGGGCCGGUCUAGUUAGGGACCUUUUUAUUUAUUUUAAUAAAGUACUGAAAUGCUGGAAAUCAUGGUUAGUACCAGUCUAGUUGGACAAGUGAGAUAAGUUUCUUUUCGACAGCUCCAAAAUUAAACCCUGACCAUCCUCACAGUGAGGGCACACGGCAGGGGCAGGAGAGGCCUGGCCGGAGGCUCGACCUCAGGAAGGCUUCUCCUCCCUGGGUCCUUGGCCUGACACACUCCCACUCGGAUCCCCCUGGAAGAGAGGCUAUAAACAGUGUGGUCGCAGAGGGAAGAGGAGACAUGAACGCAAGCUUAGGGCUCGAUAGCCCAUCUGCAGACGGGCGCACGCAGACAGCCGUGAAGAAGCUCAGCGCAGACCAACCCCUAGAUCCCAAGGACACUGCUGUUUUUGGUUUCAGACAGUACUUGUGAUUUAAAAAAAAAUUUUUUUUUGGUCCCAUGUAUAAGUUCCAAGGAAGAGCAGCAAAGCUGGUAAAAGCAGAGGACCCACUGCAGGUCCCAGAACCCCACGUCCCAGGCAGCUGCCCGUCCGCACGUCUCCACCUGAGUGAAGAGCACACAGGCACACAGCGGAGCGCAUUGUUCAGCUCACGCUGAGGGCUGCGUGCGCUCACAGUCACGCGAGAGGUCGGCCCUGUGCUCAUCCCGGCUUAGCCACGGCCACUCCAGCCGCUGUCUGGUCACCCACACGUCGGGUCUGGCCACAAGCCAAGGAUGGAAUUUGACCUUGUAAAAUGGUUCUAUAAAUACCUACAUAAUAGUCUCCACUUUGCCUCUUAGCCCACAGAGCCUAAAGUAGCUCAUCAGGGCCUUUUAAGGAGAAGUUUUCUGACACCCGGUGCAGACGACGUGAAACACAAAUGGAGCUGGCUGUGCUUCCACGGGCUCGCGGGAGCCUCAGGGAGCGGGCACCUGAGCACAGGAGAGCGCCUGGGUGGGAGAGAGGACUCCUGAGCAGCCCCUGGCUUUUCACCCCACAACCUCCCCUGCUUGGGAGGCGUCAACAGUUUUGCUUCCCACGUGCAGGCAGCAUUGGCUAGAUUUUUUUUUUAGCUCUGGAAACUGGGAUGCCCUGCCCCUCCUGUACCCCAUCACAUGCAGAGACUGACACAAGCAAUAACCCCUCUUAGAAACCCUGGCGCGACCGCAAAGUGAGCGAGCCAGCUACCGUGAUGCUCUGAACUCGGAUUCCCAGGACAGAACGCGCUCCUAAACGGACGCUUCGAUCCACAUUGGCAUGCAGCAAAGUGAAACAGUUCUCACCCCAGGCCCGUUUCUGAAACAUCGCAGCCCGCACUGACCCAAGAUGAAGUGUCACCGCACAGUCCGGCCCCCACCCUCCUCUGCCCCGGGGACCCCUGGUUGGUGAGCACUGGCAGUCCCUGGUCCAACCUGUCCAGCCACCUCCCAGCCACACGCGCUUGCACACUCACAGGAGCGGCAGCCUGGUUAGUUUGGGUUCAGGCUGGAGAAAUCCGAUGCAAUAAUCUGGUUUAAUUUAGUGAGUAGGCAGAGAGGAACAACUGUGUAAUUUUCAUCGCCUGUUUUGUCGUUUUAUCUGAAAUGUACCUGUGGUUUGUGAACCGAGCCCCCGUGUGCACCAGGCCCAUCGGCACCCCCGUGCUCCCCCCUCGGACGCCUCCCACUCGCCACUCACGCUCCUCACGCGCAGUGUUAGCCACCUUUGGCCUCUGUGGACGUUUUUGUAAACAGCGCGGUUUCCAGACGGCAUUCCACUUUUUCUACUGCAGAGUUUACCGUGGAAGAGAGCUUCCUAUUUUUAUGGAGACUGCUGAGGCACUUGGCCUUCUUCCUUUGUGAUUUCAGUGUCUAUUAAAGCAUGAGUUCUGAUGUUUUAA